Messenger RNA from Aspergillus saccharolyticus JOP 1030-1, 657 nucleotides. Its product is annotated as glycoside hydrolase family 3 C-terminal domain-containing protein. Gene Ontology annotation, biological process: glucan catabolic process. NCBI's taxonomy places the organism in Eukaryota, Fungi, Ascomycota, Eurotiomycetes, Eurotiales, Aspergillaceae. The transcript is spliced from 3 exons. The coding region runs from base 1 to 657 and encodes 218 amino acids. The record is from RefSeq and is a predicted model, not a curated record. Gene Ontology annotation, molecular function: beta-glucosidase activity.
AUGGUGAACACGGUUGCAGACAAUUCCAACAAUACCGUGGUUAUCAUCAACACCAUUGGCUCCCGCCUGCUGGACCAGUGGAUCGAGCACGACAACGUGACAGCUGUUCUCUACGGAUCUAUUCUGGGCCAGGAGUCUGGCAACGCAAUUGUGGAUAUCCUCUAUGGUGAUGUCAACCCUUCGGGUCGUCUGAUCCACACUAUUGCCAAGAACGAGAGUGAUUACAAUGUCGGGCUUUGCUACACUGCUCAAUGCAACUUCACUGAGGGAGUUUACAUUGACUACCGCUACUUCGAUGCAAAGAAUCUUACCCCCCGAUACCCUUUCGGUCACGGUCUUUCAUACACCUCUUUCAAGACUAAAGCCCCCAAUGGUAACUGUACCGUCGGUGGAACCAGUGGUCCAUGGGACGUUGUAGGAACUGUCUCUGCCCGCAUCACCAACAAUGGCACGCAUACGGGUGUGGGAGGUUUCCCCGCUGUACCUUGGGUUCCCCAAUGCAGCGGAUCAGCCUCCUGCGUGGCCCGUGACAUUUCGUAUUGGGAUGUGACUGCCCAGGAAUGGCUUGUUGCUCCUGGGACGUACCAGGUCCAUGUCGGUGCAAGCUCUCGUGAUCUGAGGCUGGACGGCACCUUUGCUCUGAGAGUGAAGUCUUAG